This is a messenger RNA of Gossypium raimondii (Peruvian cotton), 1988 nucleotides long. Its product is annotated as cysteine-rich receptor-like protein kinase 43. The coding region runs from base 603 to 1805 and encodes 400 amino acids. Gene Ontology annotation, biological process: protein phosphorylation. The record is from RefSeq and is a predicted model, not a curated record. The transcript is spliced from 6 exons. NCBI's taxonomy places the organism in Eukaryota, Viridiplantae, Streptophyta, Magnoliopsida, Malvales, Malvaceae. Gene Ontology annotation, molecular function: protein kinase activity; ATP binding.
AAGAACAGUGCAGCGACUCGGACGGGCUGCUGAAUAGUGAAUUGGAAAUCGAAGAAGAUGAUAGAGAACGAGUUGACUCACCAAAAGGAAAGAAGCAGAAAUCCAUUCCGAACAAAUUUAUAUAACCUAAGGGUUUAAUCUCAGGGGAAGCAAAUUAAAUUUGGGGAGAGACUCAUUUUCUUAUCUUUAAAAAAUGGGGCGAAAUGAUGUUUACUGGCGGGAACAAUAGCGGCAGGUAUAUUGUGAUUGAUUUGUAGUAGUGGCAAAUUACAAGUGAAAGCAGUGCUUAUAGAAGGUAAAAAAAGGGCAGAUGAAUUGAAUACAGAAGAAAGAGGAGAGAAAUAGUCUAGUGUCAACCAGCUAGUCAACACGUUACGUUUCCGUAUACAUUUCUCUGUUUCCUCCUUCAACAAAAGCUAGAAAAUAUAGUACGCCAAAUUUAACAUUCAAGUUCCCGAGCUAAUCUUCUGCCUUCCUCUUUCUCUCCCAAUUGUUCAAGCUCCAAUCUUUCCCUAGAAUUUCUUUCUUCUUUUUUAUUUCUAUUUCAGUUCAGAAAGUUCUUUCAUUUCAUGAUCUAGUUUCUACCAGGUUUCUGACUUUCCAUGACCAAAUCGAAGGAUUUCUUUCUAAAUCUAAUCAAACCUUUUAAGUUUAUCUCAAGCAAAGACAGGCGGAGUAGAGAUGACUUGGAGAAAAUAGCUCAACAAGAGCAAAAGCAUUUCCCUUUCGAGAUUUUAGUUGCUGCUACCAAAGAUUUCCACCCACAUCAGAAGCUGGGUGAAGGAGGUUUUGGACCUGUCUACAGGGGGAAACUAGAUGAUGGAAGAGAAGUUGCAGUGAAGAAGCUAUCUCAUAGCUCAAGACAGGGUAAAAAGGAGUUCGAGAAUGAGGCUAGGUUGCUAGCUCGUGUUCAGCAUCGCAAUGUUGUGAAUCUUCUUGGUUACUGUGUACAUGGAGCAGAAAAGCUUUUGGUAUAUGAGUACGUCACUAAUGAGAGUCUAGACAAGCUUCUUUUCAAAUCAAAUAGAAAAAUGGAGCUUGAUUGGAAGCGGAGGUAUGAAAUAAUUUCAGGUGUUGCACGGGGUUUGCUCUACCUUCAUGAAGACUCGCACAAUCGCAUCAUUCACCGGGAUAUCAAAGCAGGUAACAUAUUACUUGAUGAUAAAUGGGUCCCCAAAAUUGCUGAUUUUGGCAUGGCUCGCCUCUUCCCCGAGGAUCAAACACAUGUCAACACCCGUGUAGCUGGCACAAAUGGAUAUAUGGCACCGGAGUAUGUGAUGAAUGGACGUCUUUCAGUGAAGGCAGAUGUGUUCAGCUUUGGGGUUGUGGUUCUGGAGCUGAUAAGUGGCCAGAGAAACUCAUCCUUCAACUUAGAUGUGGAUGCUCAUAGUCUGCUUGAAUGGGCAUAUAAGCUUUACAAGAAAGGCAAAAGCUUGGAGUUCAUGGACCCUGUCUUAGCCUCGUCAGCAGUCCCUGAACAAGUAGCUAUGUGCAUCCAGAUAGGGUUACUGUGCACGCAAGGCGAUCCGCAAUUACGACCUGACAUGCGCCGUGUAGUUAUUUUGCUGUCAAAGAGACCUGGCAGUCUAGAAGAGCCAACAAGACCCGGAGCUCCGGGUGCUCGACACCGAAGAUCCCACAGGCCUCCUGGGUUCUCAUCCACUGCUGGAACAUCGGGUGUUUCGGAUUCCCAUUCAUCUGAAUCAUCCUUUAAUACUUAUACUGCUUCUGCAUCUGCUUCUACAUCAGCUCUUGCAAGCCCCUUGAAAUCAGAUCGGCAUGGGAAGCGCCCAAUUCAGAGUUAAAAGUUUUGCUGCAGAUUUUGGGCUCUAUUUAUUCUUUGUAUAUUAUAGAUGGGUUAAUAAUUUUUGUAGGUACAUGUUAAUGGAGGAUUAGUUGGCAAAAGUAAGGGUGUAUAGUUUUGUUACUAGGUGUUUUUUUUUUUUUCAAGUUUAAUAUUUUAGAAGUUCAAACCAUGCACAUGUCUG